CAGAGUUUUCAAACUCACAGUUGAUUCAUACUGUGUGGAGUGUGAACCAGAUCAGAGGACGCAACCAAAAGCUAGACACUAGAUUGAAAAAUGGGAGGUUGUGCGUCUAAGGAAAAUGCUAAAAAACACACACAGGACGAUGAUACGGGAAGAGCCACCAUGGUCGAUGCCCAAGUCUUGGAAAAACUUGAAUCUGGAUUCAAAAAACUGAAGGAAUCCGACUCAAAAUCGCUUUUGAAGAAACAUUUGACGCAAGAAAUCUUUGAUCAACUGAAAGUCAAGAAAACACCUACUUUUGGAUCUACACUCCUUGAUGUAAUCCAGUCUGGUUUGGAAAAUCACGACUCUGGAGUUGGUAUCUAUGCCCCCGACGCAGAAGCUUACACCGUCUUUGCCGACUUAUUCGACCCCAUCAUCGAAGACUACCAUGGUGGAUUCAAGAAAACCGACAAGCAUCCCCCAAAGAACUGGGGAGAUGUCAGCGUUUUUGGAAAUCUAGACCCUGCUGGUGAAUUCAUUGUUUCCACCCGUGUGAGAUGUGGACGCUCCAUGGAAGGAUACCCAUUCAACCCCUGUUUGACCGAAGAACAAUACAAAGAAAUGGAACAGAAAGUUUCCAGCACUCUUUCAGGACUGGAAGGUGAACUCAAGGGCACAUUCUACCCCUUGACCGGCAUGAGCAAAGAGGUCCAACAGAAACUCAUCGACGACCACUUCUUGUUCAAAGAGGGCGACCGCUUCUUGCAGGCAGCCAACGCAUGCCGCUUCUGGCCCAGCGGCCGUGGCAUCUUCCACAACGACGCCAAAACCUUCUUGGUGUGGUGCAACGAAGAAGAUCAUCUCCGCAUCAUCUCCAUGCAAAUGGGCGGGGACCUGGGUACCGUCUACAGGCGUCUCGUCACAGCCGUCAACGACAUCGAGAAACGUAUUCCAUUUUCCCACAAUGACAGACUCGGUUUCCUGACUUUCUGCCCAACCAACUUGGGCACCACGGUCCGCGCGUCGGUGCAUAUCAAGGUCCCCAAACUGGCCGCCAACAAGGCCAAACUGGAGGAGAUCGCCGGCAAGUACAACCUCCAGGUACGUGGAACCCGAGGAGAACACACCGAGGCAGAAGGAGGAGUUUACGACAUUUCCAACAAGAGGCGCAUGGGCCUCACAGAGUUCGACGCUGUCAAGGAGAUGUACGACGGUAUCGCAGAACUCAUCAAAAUCGAGAAGGAGUUGUAAACCCCGUACAUUCUUUAUCAUUCGUGAUUUAUUACUUAUAAGCAAUGGUAUGAGUAUUUACCAUCUGUAAUUAUUUUUUGGUUGAGUAUCUCGUUUGCCAAAAGGAUUCUCAGAAAUUGCUUUCAGGCACUACUUACCUACUGUAGGUUCUGAGACGUUCUCAAGUCUGAACUUGAGUUAAUGUAACAAGCUUCUAGUCGAUAUUGUUUUCAAAACAAAAUUUUAGUCACAAUUCCUACCAAACAUUGGAUUUUAAUUUGGUUGUUUUUGUUAUUUAUUUUUAUUGUACCUGUGAGAUAUAAGUAUUAUUAAAGAAAAUCACAUAUGAUGCGAAGAUUUAUUACAGAUAUUUAAUAAAAAGACGUCCAGUGUACGCAUCUGAAUAAUU
This is a messenger RNA of Leptinotarsa decemlineata (Colorado potato beetle), 1618 nucleotides long. RefSeq names its product arginine kinase. The record is from RefSeq and is a predicted model, not a curated record. NCBI's taxonomy places the organism in Eukaryota, Metazoa, Arthropoda, Insecta, Coleoptera, Chrysomelidae.